AAUCGCAGCCAAAUUUAACCCCUUUAUUCAGUGUUUUUGUUUCCGUUCAAUUCCUUAUUCUACUCGUCAUCCUACGAUGACCUCCGUUACUGAUCUGAAUAAUCCCCUCAGAAAGUUUAAACUUGUGUUUCUCGGAGAGCAGAGUGUUGGGAAAACAUCACUGAUUACGCGGUUUAUGUAUGAGACGUUUGACAGUGUUUAUCAGGCCACCAUAGGAAUUGAUUUCUUGUCAAAAACUAUGUAUCUUGAGGACCGAACGAUACGAUUACAGCUUUGGGAUACAGCUGGGCAGGAAAGAUUUCGCAGUCUUAUACCCAGCUACAUUAGAGAUUCAUCGGUGGCUGUCGUUGUGUAUGAUAUAUGUGUUACCGAAUCUUUCCAACAAACUACGAAGUGGAUAGAUGAUGUCAGAAACGAGCGAGGUAGCGAUGUUAUCAUCAUGUUAGUUGGGAACAAGACCGAUUUAUCUGAUAAAAGGAAAGUAUCAACAGAGGAGGGAGAGCGCCGCGCUAAGGAUUUAAAUGUAAUGUUCAUCGAGACAAGUGCCAAGGCUGGUUACAAUGUCAAGGCGCUGUUCCGGCGAAUAGCAAAUGAAUUACUAGAGAAAGAAAAUCCUGCUCCACAGCAUGACGACUUGGUUGAAAUUAAAUUACAUGACUCUUCCAAAGACCCCGAUUAUAAUCGUCGUGGCUGCUGGUGUUAGCUGUGAUUUCAUAUCGAGUUGAAGCCCAUCGAACAACCUCAAGAGACCCAGUGGAAAACAUGUGGUUGUUGAGCAGAGAACUCUCCCCGUGUCACUUUCUGCCUGUGUAUCCGCUUUUUUGCAUUGUGUGCAAAACAUAACAUUCGUAAAGGGCAACUUUUGUGCAUCUGGCACGUCUUCCUUGUCGUUUCUCCUUUUCUCUGGCCAGGUUCCUCAUCACCCGCCUGCUUUCGAUGUAACCUAACCUUCUUCUCCGAAUGACUUGUUAUGUGACCACAGUCUUCGCGCCCUCACCUGAAGCUGGUGCCAUUUGUCUCUCCUUUUUAUUUUUAUUUUGAUGCUUUGUCUUCUUCACCGGUUUCUUUGUACAGGUCCAAAUGUUUUGGUGUGACACCACCGUCCGAACGUCGACCCAAUAUCCCGCUGUCCCUUUUCUAGACUAGUCUACAGACUAGUGAUGCUUCAGUGCUUGCGAAGAAUAAAAGGGAGCCCCACAUUGAUGUAAUUUGCUCCUCUGAGAAUUCGAUGUGAUUAGCUGGGUUUAAACUCCAAUCGUUUCUUGUAUAAUCUGGAUGAUCUGGUUCCAUGCCUGCCAUUAAAUGCUGGUUUGCAAUAGUGCACCGU
Messenger RNA from Dicrocoelium dendriticum, 1327 nucleotides. The record is from the annotation of a GenBank genome assembly. Lineage: Eukaryota; Metazoa; Platyhelminthes; Trematoda; Plagiorchiida; Dicrocoeliidae.